UACCGGGAGCUCGACCAGCUAUCGACAAAGUUAGCCGGGGAGCUGGUUUACGCGGGGGUCCGGCCAGGGAUCCUGGUCCCCUUGCUGUUUCAGAAGUCCGCCUAUACGCACGUGGCCCAGCUCGCAGUUCUCAAGGCUGGGGGCGCCUUUACUACCCUUCCGGCCGAUAUGCCUCUGGCACGGAUCGAAUCGAUUGUGGCACAACUAACGCCUGAAGGGGGUGCUAGUCAACCGGUCCUCGGGCUGUGCUCCCCUUCAUUAACGGAUGUAUUGGCGCCACUUGUUUCCCGGGUCAUCCCUGUGGACGAGACAACUACUGUGGGGACUCCGCAGAGGUCAGGUGUCGGAUAUAAUAGGGCUCAGCCUCACGAUCCGGCCUAUGUAAUGUUUACGUCGGGAACCUCUGGGGUGCCAAAGGGGGUGGUGGUGGAGCAUCGCAACAUCUGUAGCUCCUGCCGGUACUUCGGUGGGGAGGCAAUGGCACUGGACCGAGCCGGAGUUCGACAAUCCCAAUUUCUCUCAUACGCAUUUGACGGGUCCAUCCAUGAGAUAUUCUAUACGCUAGCGAAUGGGGGCUGUCUUUGCAUCCUCUCGGAAGACGAACGCUUGAACGAUAUUGCUGGAGCCAUGACCCGCAUGGGUGUCACUCAUGCGAAAUUUACACCCUCCAUCGUAGCCCAGCUCUCCCCGGAGGACUUCCCAACAGUGCAGCAGCUCUUUCUCGGCGGCGAAUCAUUGACCUCUGCCAGUGUAGAUCGGUGGCGUUCGCAGGUGGAGGUCUGGAACAACUACGGCCCUGCGGAAUGUACCGUCCAGUCGGCCGUCAUCAGCUGCACAGAUCCCAGAUGGGCCUCAGAUGUGAUUGGCCAUGCUGGAGCCAGUCGCUGUUUUGUUGUCGACCCAAGCAAUUUGCAUCGCCAGUUGCCCCGUGGAUUUAUUGGCGAGAUUGUGGUUGAAGGGCCUAAUGUGUCUCGCGGCUAUCUACGCAACCCAACUGAAACUGACCACGCCUUCGUCCAGGGGCUCACCUGGGCCCCAUCGCGACGCUUCUACCGUACAGGUGACAUGGGGUAUCUGGAUUCAUACGGACUAUUGACUUGCGUGGGUCGCAAUGAUGACCAGGUCAAGAUCAACGGGCAACGCGUUGAAUUGGGCGAGGUGCAGACCCGGCUCCAGUCGAUGCUGCCUAGGAACUCACGCGCAGUGGUAGACGUGAUCAACCCGCACGGACGAGGCAAGGUCCUGGUUGCUUUUAUCCAGUUAUGUGGCUCUUCAGUUGGCCACGUAUCCACUGACCAAAUUGAGAGUCAAAUUAGAGAAGGUCUGGUCCAAGUGCUUCCUCCAGCGUUUGUUCCCUCGCGUAUAUUCCAGGUGGAGGUGAUACCAACAGGGACUACGGGCAAAACAGACCGCAAAACGUUACGCAAGCUGGCCAACGAGCUGUUGACGGGCGAAAGGCAAGAUGGCGCAGAAAUCCCGGCUGAAAACGUCGCUCUCCAAUCUGGGGACUUGGGGGAGAAAGAACGCUUGCUACAGCAGAUGUGGGCCGAAACACUACAAGUGCCGGUCCAAACGGUACACUCGCAUUCAGACUUCUUCUGUUCGGGAGGAAACUCCUUGUUGGCAAUGCAUUUGGCCACCCUAGCCCAUGAGAUGGAUGCUCUGCAGGACCUUUUUCCCGUCACCGCCUACCAAAAGUCAACCUUCCUAGACUCCUUGCGUACCCCAGGCAGCUGUGUACUGCAGACCCGGUAUCGCCUCACUGGUGAUCUCAAUCCCACGAGAUUGCAGCAGGCCUGGAAAAAGGUCUGCCAGCGGUUUCCCUGUUUAAGAACCAGCCUCAUGUGUCUGGAAAGCGGCGAUGUCUUGCAGGCCGUGUUCCCUGAGGCUAAAGCGCCUCAGACACUUCCUUUCACCACGCUCGAUGAUCUGCGUGAGCAUAUGCAGCAGGCCGUUCUGAAGAUGACGCGGCCAGGUGCCCCAUUAAACGAGGGUCUCCUCGCCCAGGUUGGCCAAGGAGAAGAGCAAGAAUGGUACCUCAUUUGGACGAUCCACCACGCCAUUUUCGAUGCGCGUACCCUUCAGGAAGUCCGCGGGGCCCUGGUAGAAGCAUAUCAGGAACACACCUUCUCUCAUCAUCCCGCCCCGUUUCAAGAAUACAUUGGCUUCCUGCAGGCCCACGAUUCGGUUCCAGCGGCCAAAUACUGGACGCGGUACCUCAAGGGCGCCGACCCAAGCGUGUUUCCCCACUAUCCGUCCCCGGAAUACGUGGUCCGCCCUCAUGCGACUCAUCGCCUAGCCCUAACCCUUCAGCGGUUGACUAGCCAGUCCAUCACGAUAGCGACCAUGAUCCAUGCCGCAUGGGGCUUAGUCGUCGCCUCUUUCACGCGCACACGCGACGUAACCUACCAGCAUCUCCUAGGCGGACGCACUGCCGCGACGGAGAAGAUCGAUCGCUUCGCAGGGCCCACGAUCACUUUGGUGCCCGUGCGCAUCAAGAUACAGGAACGGCUGCACUCGACGGUGCGGGGAUUCCUCGCUGAAAUCCAUGCCCAGAUGGUGGAGAUGAUGCCUCACGUCGAGAUGGGGAUGGAGAACAUCGCCACCUUGAUGCCGGAGACGACGGCAGCGCGUCUCUUUGACUUCCACCACAUGCUGGUCAUCCACAAUGGCAAUAGUGGGGAACAACAACAACAACAACAACAACAACAACAACAACAGCGAACGAAGGAAGAUCCAAGUAGGCUACUUCAUCAAAUCGAGGAGCCCACGAUGAACUUGGACGGGUAUUUGGGACUCAUUGUCCAAUGUACUAUCAAUCAGGACGGGGGGGUGACGGUGGACUUGCGAUGGGACGAGGUUCUGAUGCCGCAGACCCUGAUGAACAUUCUCUUUGUGCGUCUGGAGUAUAUGCUGCGUGCAAUGAUCGAGGGGAAUCCAUCUACCACGGUAGCGGAGCUCCAUAGACAAUGUUUUGCCUUGUGACAAGACCUUUCAGGGCGCGCUGGCGCGCCCUGAAAGAUCCCAAUAUACAGGUCUAAUCUCAGGCUGCUCUUUCGAUUUAAGAAAUAAUACGACAGGU
Messenger RNA from Aspergillus sclerotioniger CBS 115572, 3082 nucleotides. RefSeq names its product acetyl-CoA synthetase-like protein. Gene Ontology annotation, biological process: secondary metabolite biosynthetic process; amino acid activation for nonribosomal peptide biosynthetic process. Gene Ontology annotation, cellular component: cytoplasm. Bases 169 to 2985 code for a protein of 938 amino acids. NCBI's taxonomy places the organism in Eukaryota, Fungi, Ascomycota, Eurotiomycetes, Eurotiales, Aspergillaceae. Gene Ontology annotation, molecular function: phosphopantetheine binding; catalytic activity. The record is from RefSeq and is a predicted model, not a curated record. The transcript has a single exon.